Molecule: messenger RNA, 453 nt
Organism: Solanum verrucosum
Lineage: Eukaryota; Viridiplantae; Streptophyta; Magnoliopsida; Solanales; Solanaceae
Exons: 1
Coding region: 1-453 (150 amino acids)
Source: RefSeq, a predicted model, not a curated record
AUGGAUCGUUCAAUCUUGGAGACAAUUCUUUGCAAAGACACCUCCAAGCACAUAUGGGAUUCAAUGAGAAGGAAGUAUCAAGGUUCUACCAAGACUAAAAGACAACAACUCCAGGCCCUUCGCACUGAAUUUGAGACGUUGAAAAUGAAGUCUGGAGAAUUAAUUACAGAUUACUUCUCAAAAGUAAUGACCAUUGUCAACAAGAUGAGGUUACUAGGUGAUAAAUCAGAUGAUGUAGCUAUUGUAGAGAAGAUCUUGAGAUCAGUAACACCAAAGUUUAACUUUGUUGUUUGUGCCAUCGAGGAGUCACAUGAUAUUGACAAGCUAUCACUGGACAAACUGCAAAGUUUGUUGUUAGUUCAUGAGAAGAAGUUGAUCCAACCCGAACAAGAGGAGCAAGCUCUUCAGGUUUCAACUCCAACAAGUAGGCGUGAUAAGAAGGAAACGAAGUGA